Messenger RNA from Colletotrichum truncatum, 3858 nucleotides. RefSeq names its product calcium-transporting atpase. Lineage: Eukaryota; Fungi; Ascomycota; Sordariomycetes; Glomerellales; Glomerellaceae. Gene Ontology annotation, biological process: calcium ion transmembrane transport; intracellular calcium ion homeostasis. Gene Ontology annotation, cellular component: intracellular membrane-bounded organelle; plasma membrane. The record is from RefSeq and is a predicted model, not a curated record. Gene Ontology annotation, molecular function: ATP binding; ATP hydrolysis activity; P-type calcium transporter activity.
AUGGUGAGAGGCUCCUCACCGCUGAGGCGGUCACGAGCUCCUACUAUCACGCUUGAUACUUCAGCCGUGAACGAUCAAGAAAAUGACCACACAUCAUCAUCACCAUCAUCGGAUAACGCCGAUGAGGUGAAUAACACAUUAUCAGUGCCUACAAGAAAGUCGAGGUCACAGUCGUGGGAUUCAAAUAACACGACAUUAGCAAAGUCUAAAACAAAUGACGGCACCGACAAGGGCUCCCCUACCAUUCACCUCUCCGGUUCCCCCAAGGGCUUCGGCGAUAACCCGGACGCUCUUGCUCCUAACCCUGGCGAGGAAGACUCAUUUCACGUCCAGAAUAACCCAUUUGCCUUUUCACCAGGUCAAGUAUCGAAGCUUAUUAACCCAAAAAGCUUGGACGCAUUUGUCGCCGUUGGAGGGUUGACAGGUCUGGAAAAGGGGUUGCGGACAGACAGACGCGCUGGUCUUAGUCUCGAUGAAUCGCGUCUCGAUGGCAACGUCAGCUUCGACGAGGCGGUCGCUGCCGGGAAGAAGUUAUUGUCACCAACAGAACCACUUCCGACAAAGGCUCUGGAGCAAGAUCCGGUCCAGCAUGGAGACGGCGCCGGCAAGGGCUUCGACGACCGGAAGCGGGUGUUUGGGCAAAAUAUCCUCCCCGAAAGGAAGUCGAAAUCGCUACUCCAGCUCGCCUGGAUCGCAAUGAAGGACAAGGUUUUGAUUCUGUUGAGCGUGGCGGCUGUGGUAUCUUUAGCACUGGGACUCUACCAGACAUUUGGCGCGACACAUCACGGAGACGACACGGCCAAGCUCGAAUGGAUUGAGGGUGUCGCCAUCAUCGUUGCUAUUUUGAUUGUUGUCAUCGUUGGAUCUCUCAACGACUGGCAAAAGGAGCGUCAAUUUCGGAAACUAAACCAAAAGAAGGAGGACCGCUUCGUCAAGGUGAUUCGUUCUGGAAAACCUUCUAGCAUUUCGGUACACGACAUUCUGGUUGGCGAUGUGAUGCUGCUGGAGCAGGGCGACAUCCUUCCGGUGGAUGGUGUAUUCAUCGACGGCCACAAUGUCAGCUGUGACGAGUCUUCCGCGACCGGCGAAUCCGAUCUCAUCAAGAAGGUUCCUGCAGACGCUGUCAUGAGGGCGUUGCACGAGGAGGAUGCGAACCCCAAGAAGCUUGACCCUUUCAUCAUCUCUGGAGCCAGAGUUCUGGACGGUGUUGGCACGUUUUUGGUUACUGCUGUUGGUCAAAACUCUAGCCACGGCAAGACGAUGAUGUCUCUCCGCGACGACCCCGGCCUGACGCCCCUGCAGCUCAAGCUGAACAUCCUCGCAGGCUACAUUGCGAAGCUCGGCAGUGGAGCGGGUUUGCUGCUUCUCGGCGUCCUUACAAUCGAAUUCUUGGCCCAUCUCCCCCAGAACAGAGAUUCUCCGGAGCAGAAAGGUCAACGCUUCCUCCAAAUUCUCAUCACCGCCAUUACCAUCAUCGUCGUCGCCGUCCCUGAGGGUUUGCCCCUCGCAGUCACCCUUGCCCUGGCAUACGCCACCAAGCGAAUGACAAAGGAGAACAACCUUGUCCGCCACCUGCAGUCUUGUGAAACCAUGGGUAAUGCGACAGUUAUUUGCUCUGACAAGACUGGUACAUUGACGGAGAACGUCAUGACGGUUGUCGCUGGUUCCUUGGGCACGGGCAACUUGAAGUUUGGCGAAGGAGAUGAGCAGGCCAGCUCAUCAGACCAGGGCGAACAAGUUGACCAGCAGGAGCAUAUCCAGGUCACUGGAGAUGGUAAGAAGACCGAGAACAGAUCUUCAACACAGGUUCCCAUGUCCAAGCUUUCUUCGUCUCUUGACGCCGAAUACAAGGACCUUGUCAAGCAAUCGAUCGCGAUGAACACGACGGCGUUUGAGACGGAAGAAAGCGGAAAGCAUGAGUUUGUGGGCACGAAAACGGAAACUGCCCUGCUCGACUGGGCUCGUCGAUGCUUCGCUCUCGAGAAGCUUGCCAUCGAACGUGAAAACCACCCUGUCCAGCAACUCUUCCCUUUCAACUCCAAGCGGAAGUGCAUGGGUGCCGCGGUGCGCCUCCCCGACAACAAGUACCGCCUCUUCGUCAAAGGUGCCCCCGAAAUUCUCCUUGGACAAUGUACACACGCUGUUGUCGACCCGACGAAACCUCCUUCUGCCAGCUCAAUGGAGUCCCAGCAACAAGACGAGGUCCGACGCACCAUCUCCGAGUACGCCUCUCGUUCGCUCCGCACCCUUGCCAUUGCCUACCGAGAUUUCGAUCAAUGGCCGCCGAAGGAUUCCCGCAAGGAGGAGGGCUCGCAGAACAUCGAGUUCUCAAGUCUGUUCAAGAACUUGACAUGGUUGGGUGUCGUGGGAAUCCAAGACCCCGUGCGAGCCGGUGUUCCCAAGGCAGUGAACGACUGCCGCCUUGCUUCGGUGUCUGUCAAGAUGGUUACCGGUGACAACGUCGAGACCGCAAGGGCUAUUGCACGCGACUGUGGUAUUCUGACCGAGAAGGGCAAGGUCAUGGAGGGUGUCGAGUUCCGCCGCAUGGAAGACCGCGAACGACUUGCGAUUGUCAAAGACCUGUGCGUACUGGCACGUUCGAGCCCGGAGGACAAGCGAAUUCUGGUUAAAGCGCUGAGGAGCCUGGGCGAAGUCGUUGCCGUCACUGGAGAUGGCACCAACGACGCGCCCGCCCUCAAGUCUGCCGAUGUUGGUUUCUCAAUGGGCAUUACGGGAACGGAGGUUGCCAAGGAGGCUUCGGACAUUAUCCUGAUGGACGACAAUUUCUCAUCCAUCGUUAAGGCUUUGUCUUGGGGUCGCGCCAUCAACGACGCCGUCAAGAAGUUCCUUCAGUUCCAGAUCACCGUCAACAUCACCGCCGUCAUCCUCACCUUCGUCACGGCCGUGGGUAGCGAAUCGCAAGAACCUGUUUUGAACGCUGUUCAGCUUCUCUGGGUUAACCUCAUCAUGGACACAUUUGCUGCUCUCGCCCUGGCCACGGACCCUCCUACGGAAAGCAUGCUUCACCGCAAGCCCGAGGCCAAGACGGCUGCUCUAAUUAACACGCCAAUGUGGAAGAUGAUUAUUGGACAGUCAAUCUACCAGCUUAUCGUCACCCUCAUUCUUCACUUUGUCGGCCCCAGCUUCCUCAAGUAUCCCAGAGGCGAGCAGAAGACCCUCGUCUUCAACGUCUUCGUCUUCAUGCAAAUCUUCAAGCUUGUCAACAGCAGACGUAUUGAUAACAAGCUUAACAUCUUUGAGGGCAUCACCAAGAACAAGCUCUUCGCUCUGAUGAUGGCCAUCAUGGCAGCCGGACAGGUUCUCAUCGUCUUCGUCGGUGGCGCCGCCUUCAAGGUUGAGCGCCUCAAUGGUCCCCAAUGGGGCAUCUCUAUCGUCCUCGGCUUCCUCUCGAUCCCUGUCGGUGUGCUCAUCCGCCUGGUUCCCGACGCCUUCUGCGUCGCUCUCGUCCGCCCCAUCGGCAAGGUUUGGGCCAAGAUUCCCAAGUGGAAGCGCAAGAAGAAGAGUGACGACGAGGAGGACGCUGAGCAUCUUGGUGGCGUCGCGGAGGCCCUGAUGGAGAUCCGCGAAGACCUCGCCUUCCUGAAGCGCAUCAAGGGAGGUCGCAUCAAUCAGAUCAGUGAGGUCAUCAUGAAGCCUCGCGAGUAUCGCGAGCGGGCCCGGAGCCGAAGCGGCUCCAGGUCGUCAAGCAGACACAACAUGUCACCUAUGAAAUCCGCUCUCGGCAUGCCGGGUAUCGUUGCAGCCAGUGUCGGAGGCUUAUCACCGGUCGAGCGGCCGGUGAGCAAUGACCGCAGAACUACGGAAGGCGGAAACGAGGAGGAAAACCGAACCAAUUAA